AUGGCGCAGCGGUCAAGGGCGUCGACCAUGCGAAGUUUCAUAACACCUUCUCGAUCCGAGAACCUGGCAUUCUCCACUCCGAAGGCUGCUCUACGCAAGUCAGCAUCGCGGCCUGGAGGUGUCAAGGCCAUGGCGGCGAUGUGGGAGGGAGCAUCCAAGGACCCAUCGUUCAUCGCCACACCAGCACCAGCCACUCGAAAGCAGGUCGACACUGUCUCAGGGUCGGUCAUCUCACCAUACUCAGAAAACGUCACGCCGCCGAAAACAGUGCCACCUGUCAGGCUAACGUAUGAUCGUGCGUCAAGUAAAGGCUCUGCCAAGACGUUCGGCAGAGUAUCGCUGCGGCUAGGAAGCGCAACGAAAAAGCCUCUGAGGCUAUCAGCUAGUGAUAGCACGACGCUGCGCGCAGCCUCCCGCCCUGAAGAAACAUCACCAUCAAGAGCACUUGCUGCUUUUCGGAAGAUCCAAUUGCGGCAGACGCCAGAGCUGUCCAAGAAAGAGGCAGCCUCUCCAUCUGCUCCACUGCUCAACGAUAGCCCUGAUCAUCUCCCAAGCCUCGGUACGAUGGUUCCCCAGGAGGAAGAGCCGCCAGUUGACAGGCACAUGAACUUUUCGCGGCCACCGUCUGCCGUAUCGGGUGGCCCUCCUCAUGGCCAUGAUCACGACAGUCAUGACCCCGAGGGCGAUCCUUUCCUACCAGUGCCAACAUCAAGCCCUGUUCCCGGAGGGGGCAAUUGCCUCUUGCAUGCACAGAUUCGAAGCUUGCAGAAGCAGUUGGAGGCCCGUGACGAGGAGGCGUCUUCGCUCCGACGGCAACUCGAGACGCGGGAGAACAUGGACAUUGGCACACUGAGCGAGCAGCUGCGGGAGGCCAAGCGAGAAUCGGCCAUGUGGAAGUCACGAGCCGAAGCGGCAGAGAAGCGGCUGGCAGUGUUCGAAGGCUUCACCAUGCGUCUUCGGGACAUUCGGGUUCCACAGGUGGAUUCGGAGGCUGCAGCUGAUGACGAGGCGGCUAGGGAAGUACAUGAGGAGGGGCAUGAAUCUGACGGCAGCACUAAAACGACCCGGACAGAGGAGAUUGGUGUUUUGACCAAUCGUAUCCGUCAGUCGUUGAAGGGGUUGGAUGGUGCCAGGAGCUCGAGCGCCGCCAGCAGCACGACCAGUGACGGGGGCGCUUCGGCGUGGUGGAACCAGCCGAAGCAGGACGGCGUCGGGCUUGGCCCUAGCUCUGGAGCAAGAUUUGCACACGGCGGCGGACGCAUGCCGAAGGAUGUGCUGGAGAUUGCGGAGGAAGUUUGGGCAGCAGCGCAAGAGCUGUUGGGGCAUGAAGGUGCGACAUGGGAGGAGCGUGAGGGGCAUCAGGCGUGA
Molecule: messenger RNA, 1368 nt
Organism: Verticillium dahliae VdLs.17
Lineage: Eukaryota; Fungi; Ascomycota; Sordariomycetes; Glomerellales; Plectosphaerellaceae
Exons: 1
Coding region: 1-1368 (455 amino acids)
Source: RefSeq, a predicted model, not a curated record